ACUUCAUUGCGACGGCAGGUGCCUUUGCUGCGAGGUACCCUGCUUGAGCUGCUGUCUCGUCGCGGCAGGAAUGACGCUAUGUUGAUCGCGAUAAAUAAUGUGGACACACACUGCUUUGCGACGCGUAAUUCGAAUCAUUACGGACGCGACCCUCGUGCAGCUCAUGCAUGUUCGUUGAUGGAACAACGAGAUGCUGCCGCGGAAAUCAUCCGUUAGUGUCUGGAACAUGUGCCUUCGCUACGACUAAGAACCCCGUUAAUCUGCAAAAGAAAACAUGACUGCCAUCGGCGACGUACAAGCCUUACAGACCCUCACGGUUUAUACUAGCGACGUCAACAGCGUCGAUUUUGCCGGUGAUUGUGUGCUAGUAACGGGAUCCGGAGACAAACGUGUCCGAGUCUGGGAAUGGCAGCCCGGCAUCGGUUAUGUCGAAGCAUACUUUUCGCCUUUGAUAGGGCAUAAGUAUGGCGUAACUUCUGUUAAGGUCAGUCCUCAAUCCACCAUGCUGGCCACCUCCAGCAUAGACGGUACCACGCUGCUCUGGAACUUGCGUACGGGAACGAAGAUACAUACUAUGGUACAAACGAGUGGCGAAGCAGUGAGAGUUUGUAGAUUCUCGCCGGAUUCCACGCUACUCGCGACCGCUGGGGAUAACGGGCAAGUCUGUAUCUGGGAUUUGGUUCACCGCAAUCUAAUCAGGUGUUUUCAGAAACAUGAGGGUGCCGUGCAGAGCGUUUCCUUUUCUCCAGAUUCCAACUGGCUGAUCACCUCGUGCACGUUGGGUGUCCUAAAACUGUUUUCCACUGCCGAAUUGAUUGACACUUGUGCGCCUAGCAAUCAAGACAUCACCGAACUCGCCUCGAUCGACGACGCUCAUGACAUGGGAGUGGUUUGCUGUGACUUCUCGACUUUCCAAGAAGUCACGUGUAACGAACCAUACACAAAAGUUUAUCAGCUAGUGACGUGCGGCAACGAUCAUGACGUGAAGCUGUGGGAAGUCACAGUGAGCCAGAACAAGUGCGAGGCUCAACCCUCCGUCGCCACCGUGCAACUUUGCCGAGUGAUGGAGAAGCACAGCAGUGCCUUAACUUGCGUUCGUUUCAGCAGUAACGGAUUGUACAUUGCCAGCAGCGGCCUCGAUAAAACAGCAGUGAUUUGGGAGACGAGCUCGGGAAAGGUCAUGACGAUCAUUUCUGGUCACAAUAGAUACAUUGCUUGCUGCGCUUUCUCGCGCGACGGAAGUUUAUUAGCGACAGGCUCUAAUGAUAAAUCGGUAAUCGUGUGGGAUCUAACGGGAAAUCUAUCCAUCGAUUCCGAGCUUUCGCGAAACGUCGGGACGAGAUGGUUCGUGAAUGAUUCUGAAAAGGGUACUAUGCAUGAGCAGGAUGUGAUGAGGAAUGCUGAGACAUAUGCUAACGAGGUGAGGCUGAUUCAGAGAUUGGAGGAACACAAUGGAGCGGUGAACAGUGUUGCCUUUCAUGGAAAUAAUCUCUUAUCUUCGGCAUCGGGUGAUAAGUUAGUGCGCAUAUGGAGCGUAGAAACGGAGGAGGAAGAGGGAGAAGAAGUGAUUAAAAUACAGGAAAAGCCGUUCAGUCCGCUUGACGCUCACACUUAUAGCGUCAACUAUGUAGAAUUUAGUCCAUGUGGUUCAAUGCUUGCCUCCUGUUCCCUCGACGGAACUACUCUGGUUUGGGAUACCGAGACCGGAAGCCAAGCGAAGUCCUCUUUUGUCAAUUCCGGGACAGGUAUUCGUGUGUGUCGGUGGUCACCUGAGGGCACCAAAAUUGCCACUGCUGGUGACGAUGAGAAGACAACAUUGUGGGAUUUGGAGACCAUGGAUCAAUUACAGCACUAUUGCAGUGUUUUUGAGGGACAUGCUGACGCGAUAUCUGCUAUCGCGUUCACGCAUGAUUCUCGAUACUUGGUGACCGCAUGCAACGAGGGCACUUGGCGUUUAUUCGAUACCUUGGACGAAAAAAAUGGCAGCGAGGCGUUAAUGGUGUGCGAUGCGAGCCACGAUCUAGGUGUCCAAGGAUGUGAUUUCAGUCCCACUGCAGGCUCCGUAAUGUACACAAGGAACUCGGAUAUGAAUGUCGACGAGCAAGUUUACUUAUUGGCAACAUGUGGCAACGAUUCGCUUGUUAAAUUGUGGCACGUGAUUAUCUCGAAUGAGCCGCUACCUGAUCCAGACAGCUUCGGCUCGAGUGAGACAGGGACGCGUUACAAGGAGAAGAGAGCUUUGGCUGGACAUGGUGGAAACGUAAUGUGUGUCCGUUUCUCACCUGUGCAUGGAGAAAUUUUGGGUAGCGUCGCGACAGACAGGACGGCUCGCAUAUGGAGCGUGUUUUCCGGAAGCUGUCUCUAUGUUAUGGAAGAUCACGAAAGUCUCGUCACGUGUUGCGCAUUUUCUGAGGACACGUCUCUUUUCGCUACAGGCGCUUUAGACAAGACCGUUCUAGUUUGGAAGGUGCCCCAGCAAUUGGUAUCACAAAGUAAUCUGAUGGACAGCUUGAGGAACAAAAAGAAGAGGGUGACGGAUUGGAAAGUACAUGACACUCUGAAGUGGUUAAACGAUAUCGAAUUGUCUAGAUUGUCUAGGAAAGUACUUUCUCUAGGAUUGACUGGACGACAUUUGUUGUCCAUAUCAGAAAAUGAAUUAAUAUCUAGACUGGAGAUCGAAGGCGAUGAAGAGGCGGUAGAGAUACUGAAGAAGCAAUUGUACUGGCUGAAGCGCGAAGAUUGCAAUGUUACGGAGAACAUCGAUGAAUCUGAGAUUCCACAUGAAUUCCUGUGUCCUAUAACGCAUGAAAUAAUGAAGGAACCAGUGCAAUGUUCAGAUGGAUUUACCUACGAAAGAGCGGCUAUAAAUGAGUGGUUCUUGUGCGGGAAAUACACUAGUCCGAUGACGAACGAGUCGUUGCAUGAUACUUCCUUCUCUCCGAAUCUCACUCUCAGAAACGCUAUACUCACUCUACUUCACGGGGAAAGGCCACAAUAGUAAUCGCAUUUUAUCCACUAUACCGCAAUAUGGAAGGAAGGAAGAAAAAGCAGAGAGUAUAUCACACACGCACGUGUCGGCAAUUCACGAUACACGCGAUAAUCGAAUUUAUUAUCUCUUAAGUUAAAUUAAAGAAUCAGGAUAAUUUUUCAGGGCGUUUUUAACGCAAUGACAUUCGUUCUCGUUGUCGAAGAAUAAAAAAGAAUUCAAACGUCGAUCGGUAUUCGUGGACCAAUUAAAUGUAUAUAAGAGUAUAAAACGAGACUUAAAAUUAACGAUGGUACAAUUAUAUUUCAUCGUUGUUGAAAAAUGCCGUCUAAAGAGCUGAGAAAAAUAACGAUUUCUAAUUUUUCUCAAAAUUGCGAAACAUGACACAUUUCGCGAUUGAAAUUGAAAUUAAUUCUGAAUUUGUGUAGUCAUCGAAAAUAUGUCUGCGAAAAAAAUAUAUACGAUCGGAUAAGCUCGUUAUUAUUAAAAUUGAAAGUGCCACAAUGUUGCUGAGACGUGGCACGUAUUUAAGAGUGGCCAAUGUCGAGAAUGUCCAUGAAAGAAGAUUGUCAAAAGAUUUCCGAACGUCCGACGGUGUGACGCGUGUAUUAUACUCGUUACGAUCCAGAUACCUGAUGCAAAGCAACAAGUACAAGUCCACGAGAAUUUAUGGACAAUCCUCGAGAUAACGAAUAGUGGAAGCGCGCUGGUCUAAAUAUCCAAUAUUAACUGAGUAGUCGAGUAUAUACACGUAUAUGUAGAUAAAUAUAUCGAAUAUAUACGGGAUUUUAUAUUGGUUCUAGGUAAUAAUAAACGGAAGUUUUAGAAAUAUUCGGGAAUGAACGCGCUACGUUAUUCUCGACGAAAGUGAUGCCUUUGUCACCCUCUUGCAAUAUUGGCUAUUCGAAAUUUUCCAUAAGAUAGCUGGGAUUUUUCUUAUCGAAGAUGAGAGACGCAGAAUUUACGAGUUUACGUAAUAUAAAAUAUAUCCUCGAUAUAUCCUGUUUUAAGCAGAGAGACAGAACUGAUUUCGAAUAUACAAUUACAUUAAAAGGGUAGAUUUUACACGAGAAAAUAAGAAAAUUCACGAUUAAAUAAGGAUUAUUUAACGUCUAAUUGAUUAAAAAGAGAUAAUUACCGUAAACUAUAGAUCUUUCAGAUAUUAAAUGGCUCUAAGACCAUUUUUACUAUUAGCUGCAAAGUUGUAAAUUUUUAUCUCACUAUAUCGAGAUUUUUAAGCGUGAAAACGGUACAACGGUAAAACUGAUAACCAAGUUUUCAAUUUGGUAAAUAAUAUACGAAUAUUUGUGCAUUAUAAAUACAUAUUAAAAUGAAUGAAUAUGCUACUCGGUAGUAUAGAAAUAUCUGUGCCUAACUUAAUUAACAGCGGGAUAUUAUCAUAUUUCUCGAAAUAUUCAACAAGUAUCUCGAUUUUAUAGUAUAUGGCAUUAGCGCGUUUAUUUUUGGAAUUUGAAAUACUUGGAAAGUUACUUGAAAAUACAUUGAUAUAUAGAGCGUGUGAGUAAUAAUAUAUUAAUUUCGCAAACAGGUUUUAAUAUUUUUUAUUUAUUUAUUUGUUGCACCAACAUGUAACAAAUACGUAGUCCUUCUUUUAAAUCAAUUAGUAAAUCAAUUGUUACCAGCAACAAGCACAGAGAGUCGUUUGUUCGUCAAUUUUCGUAAAUACUGCGGGUGUAUUUUAUUACGCACUUCGCGGUCAGCGAUAUGUAUAAUGUAGAUAGUCGUAAUCGAUCAUGGAGACGAUGUAACGUUUCUUUUUGUAAUCACACAGUAUUAAUUAACUCUUAUACUAGUCUUAAGCAUUAUGGAGUUACAGAAAAUUGUAUAUACAUAUAAAACUAUAUUAAGGGGGGAAAUCCAUGUAAAUGGACGAAAAAUGGUUAUUUUAAAUAAUUUUUUGUUAAUACAAGGACAUAGAAUAAACUUUUACAACUUUUAGUAGUUUCUUUACACUUUAAAUAAGCGAAAAACAUUGGUAAAGUGAAAAAUAAUUUCAAAAUGGCGGAUUUAAAAAGCGAUGUUUUAGCAAAUCGAGGUGCCAAACAGCCCGCACUCUAGCAUCGGCUGUAAUCAUCUGAAAUCAAAAAACCAAAGAACGUUUUGUUAAUUAAGGAUGUAGUUUGUCGGUGAACCUAAAAAUAAAGUAAAAAUCGCAAUAUUAAAAAAACGGUGCAAUUUAAAAAAAAGAAGUCGAAUUUUACAAGAUUUUUUUGUCUUUUUAUUUAAAACAAUUGUUUAAUUUAAUUAUUUUAUCAAAGUUUUAGGUUCACCGACAAACUACAUCCUUAAUUAACAAAACGCUCUUUGGUUUUUUGAUUUCAGAUGAUUACAGCCGAUGCUAGAGUGCGGGCCGUUUGGCACCUCGAUUUGCUAAAACAUCGCUUUUUAAAUCCGCCAUUUUGAAAUUAUUUUUUACUUUACCAAUGUUUUUCGCUUAUUUAAAGUAUAAAGAAAUUCUACUAAAAGUUUUAAAAGUUUAUUCUAUGUCCUUGUAUUAACAAAAAAUUAUUAAAAAUAACCAUUUUUCGUCCAUUUACAUGGAUUUCCUCCCUUAAAGACCGUACGUACGCUUAUACGUAGGUGCAGUCUCGGAGGAACAUAUAAAGCGCGAGUAAUUUCUCUUUCCGAAAAGAAAUUGAGAGCGCGAAGAUUUUCUUUGGAGCCGCCGAAAUUGUUUCGAUAAUUAGCGUUUACGUACAGGUUUUUACGUGAUUUUUAUGAGCUCUUCAAUCACCCAUUAACGAACACGGUAUUUUUAACAGUGCGUUUUCAGAUUAUCACUCAAAUUUGAAGUCUGUAUUUCUGUGAUAUAAUUGAAAAAUUGUUUGGAAUUGUUACUGCGUGACGAGGAAGGUACGGAAAUGUAGGGAGCGGCAUGAUAACGUUGAUUGAAAAUAGUGCAAUUUAAAAUUGUGCUAUCGCGGAGAAAAGUCCGAUUGCGCGCAAUCGAGCUUGAGCAUUGAGUGAUUUCGCAGUUAUAAACGUGAUCUUUCUAUAUAGCUAUGUACGAAUAAUAAAACUGAUAUUAUAACAAUAA
This is a messenger RNA of Ooceraea biroi (clonal raider ant), 6044 nucleotides long. Its product is annotated as WD repeat, SAM and U-box domain-containing protein 1. Gene Ontology annotation, molecular function: ubiquitin-protein transferase activity; protein binding. The record is from RefSeq and is a predicted model, not a curated record. Gene Ontology annotation, biological process: protein ubiquitination. Lineage: Eukaryota; Metazoa; Arthropoda; Insecta; Hymenoptera; Formicidae.